UGACGACACAGAACAAAGCAGGAGCAACUUAGCUGAUCUCCGUCUCCCUGCCUCAAGAGAAAAAGGAAGUAUCUGAGAGAGGGAGAUACAUCGCCAUGAUUCUCGCGGUGUUAUUCGCCAACUCUGAAGGCAACAUCUUAGUUGAACAGUCUGUUUACAUUGUUUACACGGUGCUUGGAGAUGUCAACGUCUACGUUGUUGGCAAAGAUGGGUAUGAUGAACUUGCAUUGGCAGAGGUGAUCUUUGUUAUAACCUCAGCUGUAAAGGAUGUAUGUGGAAAGCUACCAACAGAGCGCCUUUUUCUGGAUAAAUACAGAAGGAUAUGCUUGACUUUGGAUGAAAUUAUUUGGAAGGGAUAUCUAGAGAACACGGAUAAAGACAGGAUCAGGAGAUUAGUACGUUUAAAACCUCCAACCGAGUUUUAGGCUGAGAACACCCUACUGUCACAGCCCAUUUGGAGGCAGUAGAUUCAGGGUCCUGUACUCCUGAAAGGCAUGGUAUAUCCUCUGCUGUAGUAUGUAUUUACUAUGUGAGUAUUGUGUAAUAUCAUGCUUCCUAUUCUGCAUUACAGAUAUUUUUCAAUUCUGGGUUGGAGCUUAUGGAACUGUUAGAUAGACAUUGUGAUAUCCUCGCAUUGAUAGGAUACCAGUGAAAUGUUUUUUUUAAUUGAAGUUGUGACUUAAGAUCAGUUUAAAGACAUAAAUGUUCUUUAUUGUUA
Messenger RNA from Gossypium raimondii (Peruvian cotton), 718 nucleotides. RefSeq lists its product as uncharacterized. Gene Ontology annotation, biological process: retrograde vesicle-mediated transport, Golgi to endoplasmic reticulum; intracellular protein transport; intra-Golgi vesicle-mediated transport. The coding region runs from base 96 to 425 and encodes 109 amino acids. Lineage: Eukaryota; Viridiplantae; Streptophyta; Magnoliopsida; Malvales; Malvaceae. Gene Ontology annotation, cellular component: COPI vesicle coat. The transcript has 4 exons. The record is from RefSeq and is a predicted model, not a curated record.